Messenger RNA from Anopheles coustani, 3644 nucleotides. It is a transcript of the gene scaf6, whose product is annotated as calcium homeostasis endoplasmic reticulum protein. The record is from RefSeq and is a predicted model, not a curated record. The transcript has 10 exons. Gene Ontology annotation, cellular component: perinuclear region of cytoplasm. NCBI's taxonomy places the organism in Eukaryota, Metazoa, Arthropoda, Insecta, Diptera, Culicidae. Gene Ontology annotation, molecular function: RNA binding. Bases 91 to 3318 code for a protein of 1075 amino acids. Gene Ontology annotation, biological process: intracellular calcium ion homeostasis; RNA processing.
AAAGUCCGGCUCAAUGAAAAGUGGCUGGUGCGGUAGUUAGGUUUUAGUUUUUUCUUUUGUUAUCUUUUUUUGCCGGUUUUUUUUUAGACGAUGGAAAUACCACCUCUUGCACCAAAUGAUAUCGAACAGCGGAAUAUUAUCGAUAAGCUUGCCGACUUUGUGGCUCGCAAUGGACCCGAGUUUGAAUCGAUGACCAAGUCCAAACAGCGAGGCAAUCCAAAGUUUGAAUUUCUCUACGGUGGCGAAUUUUACAACUAUUAUCAGUACAAAGUGAUUACAAAACAAGCCAUGAUGAAACAGCAGCAGCAGCAGCAACAACAACCGCAACCAAACAUGUCCCUCCCUCCUUUAAUGGGACAACACGGGAUUCCAUCAUUACUUGCUGGAUUUCCACAGCAACCACCGCCACAGACACAACUACCGCCCGGUGCUUUACAGCAGCAGCAACAGCAGCACCAAUCGCAAGUGCAGCAUCCAUCACAACUAGCGCCACCAUCCAACCCAAAUGGAAGCGGAUCCACCAACACAAUGGCCCAAAUCUGGUCCAAUCCACCCCCGGUCAAUUCUGGUCCGCCAAAUCCGGCCUUGCCCCUUGGACCGAAUAACCUGAACAGUCAGCUUACGGCACAACUUGAAGCACUCACAAAACAGCAACAAACGCUCAGCGAGCAAAUACGCCAGUCGGAAAUGAAUCUCACAGCACAACAUGGGGUUCUGCUACAGCAGCAGCAAGUACAGAUUGAUGAAUCCCUCACGAGGGCUCAGGAAGAAAUGUUGCUCGCACAGGCGAAAGAAAACAAUAUUUCAUUGCACGAAUUUGACACUAAACUGCAGCCGAUCAUCGAUUCCUGCACGAAAGACAGUAUCUCCAAUGGAAAAGGCUGGAUUUUACAGCAUUGUACCGAUUCGGGAAAAUGUCAAAUUAUUUCGCAGUAUCUUUUGAGAAAGGCGUUAAUAGCUGGAGUUUUAUUUACACAAAAAUUGCACCUGAUAUAUUUAGUAAAUGAUGUUAUACAUCAUUGCAUCCGGAAAAACGCCGACGAGCUGAAAAAGUGUCUGGAGAGUGCGGUAAUACCGAUGUUCUGCAAUGCAAAAAUUACAGCCGCCAACGAGGAGCAAAGAGGAAAACUGUCCAAACUCCUUUCGCUUUGGGAAUCGAAAGGCAAUUUUUUCGACGCCUGUGUCAUUUCCAAGCUGAAGUCUCCUCCGUCCUCGCUGCAGGAAUAUCAAACCAGUCUAAUGACGCAGCACGCGAACGUUGUGGCAGCGAUUCACCAAGCCACAAAAACCACCUUCGAAAAUUAUCAACAGCAGCAUCAAGCAUUCGUUCAGCAUGCGACGCAACAGAUCGCUCUACUGGAGAAACAAAAGCAGCAGCAGCUCGAGCAGCAUGCCCGUAAGGCAGGCCUUUCACAAAUACCGCCACCCCUCAUGCCCGAACUCAUGGCAGCCGUAGUCGGAGCCAACAAUGGCAGCACAGCCAACGGACCACCCGGUGGUGCAAUCGGAGGUCCACCGGUAGGAGUGUUGGUAUCUUCUGCUUCGUCGGUACCCCAGCAACUGCCGGUCGGAGAUCGAGGUGGAGUAGGAGUUGCUGCACCCGGCGGAGGACCGGGAGCUGGUGGUGGUGGUGUUGGUGGAGGAACAGGAGGUCAGAUACCAUCUCUUCUCGAUCAAAACAUAAACUUUGAUCUGCUAUCCGCGGCAUUGCAAAAACUCAAAAAUAUUACAGACAACGGCCCUGUUUCUGGGGGCAAUGGUGGUCCGGGGGGAAUGGUACAGAGUGGUGCGAAUAACAUUUCACCUCUCCAACCUCCGCCAUCGGGACGCGAUGCUGAUGGUGGUGGCGGCUCCGACUACACGCAGCCUCCGCCCAACUUCCCAAUUCCGGAUCUUUCGCGUCCACCGCCCAACUUUCAAUACGGGCCUGCAUCGAAUCAUCAAGCCGAUGGGAUGCACAACAGCAACAGCAAUAGUAGUGGGGAUCAGCACCAUCAGCAGCAUCAUCACCCCGGGCUGGACGGAGAUCACGACGAGCGACACGAUCGACCGAUGGGAUCGUCAGGCUUGUUGAUGCACGACGAUCGCGACAGAGACGAGUUUGACCAGCAUCAUCACCAUUCGGAACACCAGCCAGAUCAGCAAAACGAUCAUCAGAAGCAAGCACUCGGUGAAGGUUCCGAUGGAGACACGCCGGUCGCGGCCCCACAACCGGUGAAAAUUCCUUACUUUGAACUACCGGCCGGAUUGAUGGUUCCACUGAUUCGGCUGGAGGACUUCAACUACCAUCCACUAGAUCCGGACGAGAUUCGUCUCCCACCGCCAACGCCCACGAACGAUCGGCUGAUGGGUGCCGUCGAAGCGUUCUACGCACCGCCGAGCCACGAGAGGCCACGUGAUGGGGAAGGAUGGGAGAAGCUUGCACUGUACGAAUAUUUCAAGGUAAAAAAUGCUUCCCGCAAGCAGAAGGAGGAUGAACUUGAGCGGGGUGUACGCGAACGAUCACGCUCGCCCUCGCCAAUCGAUCCAGACUUGCUGAAGGCCACCAAGAAGCAGAAAAAGCGUACCUACCGCUCCAAGAGCCGCUCGCGAUCGCGCUCCCGAUCGCGUUCACCGUCCGACAGUGUGCCGGGAGGAGCUCUCCAGCACCAUCAGCAGCAACUGCAGCAGCCAGCGAUGCACGGUACCAUCAGCGGAACCGUUCGCAAUAACCAACGCCACCAUCAUCGUAACCGUCGCUCGGGUAGCCGAUCUCGGUCCCGUUCGCGAUCCCGUUCGCCCUCGCGACGUUCUCCAUCGUCCGGUGCUUCAAUUACGGGACGUAGAGGCCGCAGUCGGUCUCCAGUACGCCGCGGAGGAUCCGGUACUGCUGGGGGUUCCGCAGGUGUGGAUCGUGACCAUCGUGAUCGUGGUGGUCGGGAAGUAAGGCGAUCGCCCACUCCGCCCAGCUUUGGUGGAGGCGGGUACAUGAAGCCCAGUAAUUUCCUUGAGGAAACCAGUAAACCCGGUGGUAGCGGUCACCCGGUGCAUCAUGUAAUGAAGGGAGGAGGCAUUGGUGGCGGUAAUGGUGGUAGCGGUGGUGGCGGUGGUGUUGGUGGUGGUGUUGUUGGUGGUGGUGGAGGCGGCGGCGGCAUGGGCUCAGUUGGGGCAGGUGGCUCGGGAGGCAGCAUGGGUGGCGACCGGAUAGGGCUCGGGGCAACGAUUGAACCGUUCCGGCACGAGGCGCACAAUCCAGCUGAUCCGUACGAAAGUUUUCGUAAAAACAAGGGUGCAGCUUUCAUCACGCGUAUGAAGGCACGCGCUGACGAACGUAACUAAAACUUCGGGAUGACGAUUAGAAAUGCGUGUUCCUGUUGCUCGGGAUGUUCAUCGUGUCGUGAAAGUCAAAAUAGAAAAGAAUAAUUAGAAGUAGUACUAUUUUAAGACCAGUGGCACCCAGCAAAUAAAAUCAAUGAAAUCCUCUGCAAAUUGCCAACGGGUUUUGCUUUGUCCUCAUCCAAUGUUCAUUGGAGUUCAUGCAGUUCCAUGCGAAAAUCUUUCGUUAAGUUCUGAUAAAAAGGACCAACCAAUAGCGCCGUAAUCGAUCCGUAUCGUCACUGGUAGUGUACCGGUUUAUUUUCAAUUUUCAAAUAAAUACUGUAUAG